AAAAAUGUACAAAUCCUUUUAAAACUAGUUAAUAUAUUUUCACUAUUUCACCACAACCAUGGCGUACCAACAAUUCAUGUUUGACGAGGCCUUUGAGUUUCAAGAUGAUCAUACACACAGUACAAAAACAAAUGAGAAAUACCAUACUGAAAUAGAAGAUCAGAGAUUGCCCCCACUUGGAGCUUGCAGUAACGAAGAUGAUUUACCAACUAAAGAAGGUCUUGAUAUUCAAUCAUAUUUGCAACUUCAAGAACAACACGAACAACUAAACACAUCACUCUUUGCUCUGACAUCACAUUUUGCACAGGUUCAAUUUCGCCUGAAACAAAUUAUUCAUGCUCCAAAAGAAAAUCAAGAGGAGCUGUUAAACGAACUAGAGGAUUUUGCAUUUGCUGGAUGCCCAAAUGUUGUUGGACCAAACGAAAAGAGAGUGGCAUGCUCUUCCUGUGUCUCUCAUACGGCCAUUGAACAUUACGAGCAACGGAUUAUGGAUGAAAAAGAAAGAGAGGAACGACUUGCUGUACAUUUAAAAAAGAUGAUAUCGGACUUAGAACAUUGUCAAAAGCAGCUUGAUCAUAAAGUGACGAAGAAACCAAGAAAGAAAGGAGGAUAUAUUGCAGCUAGUAAGAAUGCUUCAAAGUAUACGUUUGAUGAUGCAGAAAAAUUGGAGAUAAGUGAUGAUGAAGUUGAUGGCAUACCAAAAGAAGAUAUCAAGAAAUACAUAGACAAGACCAUGUCCAGGCUGAUCAAUCCGAAGAAAGCAAAAGAAAAUAUAAUAACGCAAGUAUCCAAACAAAUUACUGACAUGGAAAAAUUUGUCACUUUCUUACAAGGUUAUGAAUCAACAACAGAAGCUGAAACCGACAUUGAGCCUGUCAACGCCAAAGCAAAACCAAAGAACACUGCUCCGAUUAAUACAAACAUGAAUAAACAAGAGAAGACGAGACUCCCAGCACCUCACACCAACAUGUUGAAACUAAGCGAAGACAAGAGAAAGCGAUUACACGAAGCAAGUGUUGCUGUCAUCAAAAAGAGUCUAGCUGUGUUACAAAUCUUUGCCAUAAGUCAAUUCGGAUGUAGCGCUAGACGUUUUCAAGAUCACAUGAUGAGAAAAUCAGAGUCAGCGACAGCUUCUUCUUCCGGUUUCGUCGAGCCUCUAGCAAAGUUGCGUUCGUCCAUUGAUCACAUCAUGGUCUUACAUACCAAGUUAGUGGAUGUUGGAGGUUUACAUCCUGACUCAGAGGACGAAUUGAACCUGCCGAUAUCAUCCGCUGAUAGGAGAGCAUCUUGGAGAAAAUCAAAAACAUUGUCAAGGGAACGUAGUCGUGAUUCUUCUAUUUCUUCUGUCACAUCUGUUGCGACCAUUGCUGGAAAGUCUAUUGAUGUGGCUAUUCAAGAAGAUUUGAUUCGUGUUGUACGUGGAGAUUUUGUUGUGGCUUUGAAAGAACUGUUACAACAUGGACUCUGCACUUCUUUUCAAUCAGAAGGUUUAUCAACGAAAGCAUUGGUGGGGUGUAUGAGCUCUCACUCUGUCAAAGGAUACAGCAUGCAUAUAUGGGAUUAUUUCAGUAAAUUUUAUAACAUGAAGCAUGGAGAUCAGUUCAAUCAUCAACCAAGUAUGAUGUUGUCUGAAGCUUUUGCGAUGGAUGUUGGCUGCACACAACAAACGCCAAAACAGUCCUUGCUCACGGUUCUUCAUCGUAUUAAAGAGACGCAUGAAUCUCGUAAACGCAGCUUCGACGCCAUGUUUAAAGCUCUCGUGUCUGCUGGCUUAAACCGUGGACGUCUAGCUCAGUGGAUCCGCUUGGUGAUCCGCUGUCCAGAGUUGAUGGAGCAUCAUUAUGAAAGAUGGUCAUACGUAGUUCGCACAGGCUUUGAUGAUGUUUUAACGUUACUCGAAAAGCUAUCAUCUUUGACUUUCUUCUUGCCAGAAGACUUGGCGAUACGUCAUUUAUUAAAAAGCGCGAACGAAUUUGGUGAUGCGUAAAUGUAUCCGGGGUGUUAUUUAUUAUUUUUAUGUGGUUACGUUGUGUUUCGAAAAUUUGGAUAUUUAUAUUUGGCCUAAAUAUAAGAAAGUGUGAACAAGGAGUAAUAUAAUCUACUUUCUUUGGUGAUUUGUAUAUUUUAUUUUUCUUUGGUGAUGUAAAAUUAUAUUUUUAGUCGAGGAUAAUCUGUAUAUAUUUACGUAUUUAAAUGUUAAAUGCUGCAAAAAUAUAAAGCUCUGUUCACACGUCUUUGCAUAGAAGCGAAUUUAGAUCAUCUCGAUCGUUUUGCUUUAUUCACACAACUUUGUACUUACUUCUUAUUAUAAACGCGUAGCUAGGAAUUCUAUUUUUCAGCGUGGGUCAAGACCUUAAAUUUUACUUCUUUGCAUUUAAAAAAACUGCCUAAAAAUUAAGAAUAUAUUUUUGUGUUCUAUGGA
Messenger RNA from Hydractinia symbiolongicarpus, 2422 nucleotides. RefSeq names its product RUN domain-containing protein 1-like. The record is from RefSeq and is a predicted model, not a curated record. The transcript is spliced from 17 exons. NCBI's taxonomy places the organism in Eukaryota, Metazoa, Cnidaria, Hydrozoa, Anthoathecata, Hydractiniidae. Bases 59 to 1987 code for a protein of 642 amino acids.